UAUAAACUCUGCCAGGUGCCAAAUUAUUUAGAUGCGAGUUCAAUCAGUGUGAUUCCCAUAAACAAACUAAUAGGCUACUAUUCAGCGGAAGACGUCAACAGCUCAUAUCAUGAUGGAGCUGGAAGUAAUACGGAUGUCUGGAGAAACGAGCUGUCUGACUGUGGACAGCAACGCCACAGUUGGUGAGCUCAAGCAGCGCAUAUCGGAGGUCUUCAAAGAUCACCCUUCUGAGCAGAAACUUUCUGCUAAUAACGGUCACCGAAUCGACCUUGAAGACGAUUCCAAAACCCUCAGUAGUUACGGGAUACCCUCAGGAUCCACUGUAGCUCUGUUCAUCACGGACCCUAAACCAUUUCAGGUGUUCGUGAAGAACGUGAAAGGCUUCAUAGGAACGUACGAUGUUUCCAUCAAUGAGACCGUAGAUCAACUUCAGGCAAAGAUCUUCAACAAAGAAAGAGUCCCUGUGGAUCAGCAGAUGCUGACUUGCAACAGUUGUCCCCUGGAGGCUGGAAAAAAGUUGCAAGAUUAUGACAUCAAACCUCGCAGCACCAUUCAAAUGACUCUGCGACUCCGAGGUGGUUCAUGAAGAAAAAUAACUCACAUUUUUUUGUUGUUGUUGUAUUGAUUAAACGUGCCACAGUAGGCAAAAUAGUCCUAAAAUGUAUCUGUUCAAUCAUAGAAGGUUAAGAAGUAAAGACUAAAGCACUUUUUGUUUGUCGCUCUAGAUCAGGGGUGCCCAAUACGUCGAUCGCAAUCUACCAGUCGAUCGCAAAGGCAAUGCUGGUAGAUCGCACACAAUUUUAAUACAAAUAAAUUUUAUGUCUUUCCUUCUUUUAGUUUCUGUCUGACUUGCACUUGACGAGUAAAUAUUGACCAGGCUAUGUUUUGUUUAUUCAGUUGCCAUGACAACUAGGUUUGCGCAUACUCGCCUUCAAAUGACUUCUGAGAACAGAGCGCGAAAUUGCGAUAGCCUACAACUGCCCGGAUUAGGCAAAACUGAAUGAAUCAGACAGUUUUGCCUAAUCCGGGCAGUAGCAUCGCAAUUUCGCGCUCUGGUCUCAGAAGUCCUUGGACUUGUUUAGUUUUAAAACUGAAUGAUAUCAACAUUUAACAUUAUUAUAUAUGUUUUUAUUAAUUAGAAGAUGAAUUCCAUUUAGGGAUACAUGCAGUAUUCCCAACAAGCAUUUUCUUAUUUGAAAUGAAACUGUGUUUUUUUAGUUGGUAGAUCUUACUGAGUUGGUCAUUUAAAAGUAGAUCAUCACUCUAGAUAAUCACUCUGCUCUAGAUAAUAGCGGGGAUCCUCUAUAUAGAAAACAACCUCCGCGAUUUUACCACAGGAGAGAGUGUAACGGUCAACUAGCAUGUUACGACAAUUAGUCACCGUUUGCGGAUACCAUACAAAUGAAUGGGGAGAGUCGUACCUGUCGCAAAAUUGUUUCCUCUUAUAAUACAGCAUUUAUCUUAGUAAACUCCACACAUUAUUUCCAAAAAAUAUUGUUUAGUGUAUAACAUGUUGAAGAUUACCGGACAGGUGGUCAUUUCAUUAAAUGAUUAGCUGUUUCCACACAAAAGCAGUUUAUUCAGCGUAAUGAAGUAUCCAGACAUGCAUAGAUAAAAGUAAAUUAAAAAAAAAAAAAAAAGGCCGGUCAGUGUACCGCCCUAGAAUGUAUAUGAGAUCACCGACUUAUGCUAUUAUAAGCUAGGGCGCAGUCACACAUACCUUAGCACGGCAUCAUCAAAAUUCCGCGGGCGAAAUUACAAUCAUCUUAAUGGGAAUCCGCGUGAUCGCGAAUUUCGCUCGAUGGAUGUCCGGUGGCGAAAAAUCUCCCUUUGCGGAGUUCGCAUGAAGGUGAACUUUGCAGCGAACUUUCGCUGCGUUGACCAAUAAUAAGUUGAUUGGUUUGGUAGUGACCUCUGAGUGGGCAGUGCUUCGACACAGAUAAACGAGUGUGUUAUGCGGAAUUAAUAAGAAGCUGUUUGGCAGUUACAUUUGGCUGAAUUCAAGCGCGCUCAACAUCCGGCCAUGCCAUCUUCGCCUGUGGAAUUUAGCUGUGCAAAGGGUAUGAGUGACCGCGCCUUUAGCUUGUAAUGUCCCGUUUUUAGAAGGAUUCUAAUAAGAGUGUCUGCUUUAAAUGUAAAUGUAGUGUAAGUUAUAGGCCUAUUUCACUCAGUAGUAGCAGAAUGUUGAGUUAAAAUCUGUUUUGUGAAUUUUGAUUAACCCAGAUAAUACACGUAUGCCUCUGAUAUGUUUGUUUUAGAUAUUUUCAUCUGAAAAUCAUCACAUUCUAAAUAACAUCUGCCAAAACAAACACACCCCUCCCUUCAGUGCUCCUUUGGAAGCUUCACCCCCAAAAUUUUACACACCAGCUCCAGCCACUCACAACUCUCCUGCUACUAAAUAUAACAUCACAACAACAGCAUAAAUGGGUUCUGUGAAACAUUGCUAAAUUUAUGUUACCCACCUAUCGAGAAGAAAAAGAGCAACUUCUGCAUCCGUCUUCAAGCCUUUUACCUCUUACUUAUUUACCUCCACUGUGAAAAGCCUCGCCGAUGUUGACGCGGCUCCUAGCCCUCGACUUAUCAUAAUCCUUCUUUUUUAACUUGCAUUCAUCUGACCAUUUUUAUCUUGAUCUGUUUUUAAUUUGUCCUCCUUGGAGUUUAAAAAGUUCGCAUCAGCCAGAUUUGCCGUCGCUCUUCUAAUUAUUUCCCUCUUGCUCUGCCCCCCCCACCCCCUGUUGCUGAAUGGCUGUAGUAGUGUUGUGUGGAUCGAGUCCGAUCCACUUUGUUUUUGUUCCAUUUACAGAGCCAGGGCUGUAUACAAAUACUAUAUUUUUCUUACAGCCCACCCACAGAAUGGACAGCUAGCAGAUUGUGAGGAGAUAUUUGGCAGAAUUUGACAAAAAGUGUACUGGAUUACAAUUAGUGUGUGCACCUUUAAAAAGAUCAGAUUUACAAACAUUCUUAAUCAUAAACAUCUCAAAGACAUCUAGUGAAUGUCUUAUUGACAUACGAGAGGAAACGUCUUUUAGACGUAUUGCAGAUGAGUAAACAACCGUAAAAAAUAUAUCUUCCAGAUGUAAACACACAUCAAAUAGACGUCUACUGUGACGUACGUGUACUAUCAGGAAUGCAACAAUUGUAUUAAUACAUGGAAUAAGCUAAAUUAUGCCUUUAUGUAAUAUAUUUGUUCACUUUUUAUGAGUGAUGUUGAAUUAUAUUUUGUCUUGAAAAAUAAAAAUGU
Xyrauchen texanus (razorback sucker) is the source of this 3241-nucleotide messenger RNA. RefSeq lists its product as uncharacterized. The record is from RefSeq and is a predicted model, not a curated record. Gene Ontology annotation, biological process: modification-dependent protein catabolic process; protein ubiquitination. Gene Ontology annotation, molecular function: protein tag activity; ubiquitin protein ligase binding. The coding region runs from base 110 to 586 and encodes 158 amino acids. NCBI's taxonomy places the organism in Eukaryota, Metazoa, Chordata, Actinopteri, Cypriniformes, Catostomidae. The transcript is spliced from 2 exons. Gene Ontology annotation, cellular component: cytoplasm; nucleus.